GGCGCCCCGCGGGCCAUGCGCCUCCUGGCCACGGCGCUGGCCGCCCUGCUGGCCACGGCCCCGGCCCCAGAUGUGUGUGAGGCUUUAAAUGUGACAGUCUUUCCGGGACCAACAGUGCGGUACUCGGAGGGAGAAAAUGCCACCCUUUACUGCCACAUUUCCCAAAAGAGAAAGACAGACAAUUUGCUGGCUGUGCGGUGGGUCUUUGCUGCAUCACCUACCCAGGAGUAUCUGAUGAUCAAAAUGACAAAGUUUGGGUCUGUUCAGUAUUAUGGAAAUUAUACUCAUCAUUUCCACAAGCAAAGACUUCAUCUUCUUAAAGAGAAACAUGGAACUAUGUACAAAUUUCUUAUUCUAAGCCUUCAGUCAACAGAUCAAGGACAUUAUAUAUGCAAAGUCCAGGAAAUUGGCAAACACAGGAAUAAGUGGACAGCAUGGUCAAAUGGCACAGCAGCUACUGAAAUAAGAGUGAUUUCAUCAAUAUCCUCUGAUGAUUCCACUUUAAGGAAAAACCAUGAAGCUUGGAAGUUUUUUGAAGAUUUGUAUGUGUAUGCAGUCUUUGUGUGUUCAGUAGGAAUCAUCAGUGUCCUCCUUUUUACACUUGUCAUUCUCUGUCAGUCUCUCCUGAACAAGAGGAGAUCCACAGUGAAGCAUUACCUGGUGAAAUGCCCCCAGAACAGCUCAGGGGAGACAGUUACCAGUGUGACAAGCAUGUCCCCUCUACAGCCCAAGAAAGUAAAGAAAAAGAAAGAGAAAACGGAGCAGCCACCAGCCAUCCCAGCAAAAGCUCCGAUAGCCAAUAAUUUUCCUAAGCCCAAGCUCCUGAAACCUCAAAGAAAAUUGAUCCUGGCUUAAACUUGAGGACAUCAGGUAAAACACAGAACCCAAGGAGAUAAAAGAAAAAAUUCUCCAGUUUUUAACUCCCACACAGCCUUAGCACUUCAUCAUUCUCUUGGGAACACAGACUUUAAUCUUCUACAGAUGAACCGAAAUCAAUUUCAAGUACUAGGGUCCCAUGUAUAAUUGAACAGAAGCUUUUGUUUGUUGCUAUAUUUUCUGACAUGAAUUUGGUAUGAGCAACCCAAUCCCAACUGAUGAGCCAACACACACAAAGGAAUACAAGAAGAGACUUUCCUCCUCAAAGCCACCUUGCUGAGUCUGAAUGAAGUCCCUAAUAGCAGUAAGCAGCUUUUGUCAACCAUAUGGAAUUUGUUAAGUAAAUUUUCUUAAUACCUUCUCUCCUAGCUAAGUUUUAUAGUUUUAAGUCUAAUGCUCAACCUGUGUAAUACAUCAGACAGCUUUGGCACUAUGGCUUUUCUUCUAGGCUCUGAACUCAUCUAUAGCAUGGCAAAAGUGAUGAAAUCCCAUUGGAAUGACAGCAACAAUUCUAUCAAUUUUUGCUGCCUUCUGCAUAUUUUUAACACACUUUUUUGUUCUAUUAAGAAGCAUAAAGAGAGAUAUUUAGAUUUGCUGUUAUUAGAUAUGUAACUGGCUCAAGGUUUACAGCUGGGCAGCAAAUCUGGCAUAUAUAUUUCAAAUUAUGAAAUCUGAAAUAACUAAAAUUUAAUUGGGAAAUUUAGUAUUAAAGAAGCUGAACAUCUUGCUAACACACAUCUUUCAAAGUUGAAACAUUUGAAUUUUCAAACUGAAGUGUUGUUUGAGAAACAAGGAGAAAAUGGAAAUUAACCUGAAAAUCCUACUACUUCCAAUUUCGUAUUUUUAAUAUUAUUUUUAUUUCAUCUUCUAUGAACUAACUCUAGUGCAGAGUAAACUGAUUAACAGCAUAGUGGAAUUACCAUGUGUGAGAGAAGAAAUAUAGCCCAUUCUAUAGAAUAUUUCGGGCAUGUUGUACAUUCAGCAUAACAACAUUCUAACUGUAACUUCUUGGUUCUGUUUCCUAGCCAAAAAUUGCAGAGGAGAAUUUAACAUAUGCUGAACUUGAA
Messenger RNA from Apus apus (common swift), 1943 nucleotides. It is a transcript of the gene VSTM4, whose product is annotated as V-set and transmembrane domain containing 4. The transcript is spliced from 8 exons. The coding region runs from base 16 to 855 and encodes 279 amino acids. Lineage: Eukaryota; Metazoa; Chordata; Aves; Apodiformes; Apodidae. The record is from RefSeq and is a predicted model, not a curated record.